Aspergillus pseudonomiae is the source of this 1802-nucleotide messenger RNA. RefSeq names its product alpha/beta hydrolase. The transcript has a single exon. The record is from RefSeq and is a predicted model, not a curated record. The coding region runs from base 300 to 1517 and encodes 405 amino acids. NCBI's taxonomy places the organism in Eukaryota, Fungi, Ascomycota, Eurotiomycetes, Eurotiales, Aspergillaceae.
AUUUUUAGUGAUUUCAUCUGAGGAUCCGCUAAUAAAUUCGCCAUAGAGAUCAAUCGGUUUUGAUAGUCAAUCCGAACAGGUGUUCUAGGCUCAUGACAAAUAUGUGAUCGGUCUCUGUCUAGAGAUAACCCGGGAUGGGAAGUUUUUGUGAUGUCGUAAUUAUUUGCUCACGAUAAUGUGGCUCUGGGAGUAUAUAAGAAGAUUGAAAAACGCAUUCUCUAAAAGACAAUUUUGAAGGAACCCAAGUUGGCUCAUAUCCUCGCUCCUCGCCUUUAUCGAUUGGCCCAACAACAACAACCAUGAAGACUUUCACUUCUGCCUUGAUCGGUGCUGCUGCAUUGGCACAGAACGUCAAUUCCUCUCCUGUUUCUGGUCCUGCUGGACUGGAAUUCCCCAAUGUGACCGGGUUGAUGAAUCAUACCGUUCACGUUUCCAACGGCGGAUCAGCCCAUUGCGUCUCCGGCACCGUUAAAGUCAACGCAACAACCGACAAAAACCUCAAGUUCGCGUACAACUUGCCCUCUAAUCAGUCGCAAGUAACUCAGACACUCGUCCGCCUGUGGUCGUCAGGCGGGGAUGGCUACGUGAAAUCCCUCACGAGCGGCACCCAACGGGUCACCGGCAGCUACGAUAUCGAGGCGACCUAUUGUCUGCCUGCAGGCGAAAACUCAAAGACAACCAAGGUCCAGCUCCUCACGCACGGUAUUGGCGUGGACCGCCACUACUGGGACUUUGCCUCGGGAUACAGCUACGUCGACACCGCCGCGGCCGCAGGGUAUGCCACAUUCCUGUACAACCGUCUCGGCGUUGGCGCAUCGUCAAAGGAAGACCCAUUGAAUGCCGUGCAAUCGCCACUUGAGCUGGAGAUUCUCGCGGCACUGGCAAGCAAACUUCGCCAAGGUACUCUUGGUGACCGCGCCUUUUCGACUGUCGUGGGUGUAGGCCACUCGUUUGGGAGCAUCCUGACCCAGGGUGUCACCGCGGCUUACCCAAAGACCCUCGACGCCGCAGUGCUGACGGGAUUUACACUCAAUUCGGACGGUCUGCCUGGUUUUGGCCUGGGUCUUAAUGCAGCCAUUGCCUCGGAAACCCAGCCAUACCGCUUCAGUGGGCUCUCUGCUGGAUACCUUGUCGCUGGGACGCCCGUGUCGAAUCAGAUUGCGUUUUUCUACGACCCGGGUUUUGACCCCGAAAUCCUAUCACUGGCAGAUGCCACCAAGGGAAGCUUCACUCUGGGUGAACUUUUCACGUUAACGCACGUUCUCAAUGCAACAAGCGAAUUCCAAGGUCCCGUUGCGGUCGUUGCUGGAAAUGAAGAUUUGCCUUUCUGUAACGGAAACUGCAGUUCUCCGACCAAUAUUUUGGCUGACCUUGUGCCUGCGCUGUAUCCGGAAGUAUCAGAGAAGGAUAUUGCUACCUAUGUGGCUCCUGCUGUAGGUCACGCCUUGAACUUGCAUUAUGCGGCGCCGGGUGCUUUCAACUUCAUUCAGGACUUUCUCAAGAAGCACAAUGUGUAAGGGUCGAGACUAGGGGCAUGAGACCUAUGAAGACCACGGCAUACUGCAGGCAGAAGUGUUCUGGGCUUGACUGCGAGCUCUGUCAUCAUUGAUGUCUGCGCUAGUGGUAGUCGUCUGUAAUAAAGGCAAGAGAUUCAGAUGUUUGUUGAAGAUAAAUAGGGGGGUUGUAAAUUACAAGAACAAUAAUUCCACGUUUUCUAUAAGAGGUUCCGCCUUGUUUUUGUUUAGGUAUCUAUGUUUACUACUCCUCGAGUGUUAGUUAUUGUUUAUGUAUGCUUACUCAGA